CACACUGCAAUCUCCCUCAGUCACCCCCAUCGUCCUCGUCCCCAACAAAUUCCCACUCUCUCUCUCUCUCUCUCUCUCUCUCUCUCUGUGCACAUUUACACCUUUUCCUGCCUUUUAUUAUUAACUCCAACAGCUCCACCAUCCCCUGCUCUCUCUCUCCUCUUUCUCUCUCUAGACACCACAAGAAAAGUGGAGCAACAACAACAACUACAAGCAUUAACAAACAAAAAAACCUAGAGCUUGAUCUAGAGCUAGAGCUACACUCUCACACAUUUCACAAUGCCACAACCAUAACCAUUGAAUUAAGCAGCUUUUCAACCUUAAAGCUUCAAUCUUUCACCCAUUUUCUCUCACUCCUUCUCAAAUCCGCCAUGGGAACCUGCACUUCGAAACCUCCAAAGCAGAACCCAUAUUCCCCCAGAGACCCAAUUGACCCAAACAAUCCUUCCCAAACCCCCAAAUCACUCCCAUCCCACACCCCUCACCAAAAAGACGACGUCGCUUCACGGCAGUCCCACUCCCAGUCCCCCUUCUACCCCUUCUACAGUCCCAGCCCCGCCCAUUACCUCAAGAAGUCGUCACCGGCGCGGAGCAAGAGCGCAACUUCCACUCCCAGCCGGUUUUUCCGGCGACCCUUUCCGCCUCCGUCGCCGGCGAAGCACAUCAAGGCCGUGCUGGCACGGCGUCUGGGCAAAAAGGCAUCGGCUUCGGUGGCGAUACCGGAGGACGGAGAGGAGGAAGAUGGGGUUGAGCUGGACAAGAGGUUUGGGUUCUCCAAGGAGGUUACGAGUCGAUUGGAGGUUGGGGACGAAUUGGGUCGAGGGCAUUUUGGGUAUACUUGCUCUGCUAGGUACAAAAAGGGGGAGUUUAAGGGUCAACAGGUCGCUGUGAAAGUCAUCCCUAAAACAAAGGGAGUGGUGGUUUUACAGUGUGACUGUGUUAAACUUAAUUCUUGGCUGAUUAAGGUCGAAGACGUCCUUUGAGGUUGAAUGCGGCACAAGGAAGAUCUUUGCAAGAUCUCGUCAGAUGACAACUGCUAUUGCAAUCGAGGAUGUGAGAAGGGAGGUCAAGAUCUUGCAAGCCUUGACUGGACAUAGCAAUUAGUUAGUCCAUGAUGCAU
Messenger RNA from Malus domestica (apple), 1120 nucleotides. Lineage: Eukaryota; Viridiplantae; Streptophyta; Magnoliopsida; Rosales; Rosaceae. The record is from RefSeq and is a predicted model, not a curated record.